Anopheles nili is the source of this 2733-nucleotide messenger RNA. RefSeq lists its product as uncharacterized. The record is from RefSeq and is a predicted model, not a curated record. The transcript has 8 exons. Bases 1 to 2733 code for a protein of 910 amino acids. Lineage: Eukaryota; Metazoa; Arthropoda; Insecta; Diptera; Culicidae.
AUGGUCGUUGUGGACGAUCUGCCCAGCUGGAAAGUACAUAAAGCAUGGCGUGAGCAAUUUGCCGAAGAGAAGGAGCAAAGAGCUAUUACCGUUAUUCAACUUUGUAUCGACAUGACCGGCUACAAUUAUAAUUUUGAUGUUACGGAUCUCAAACUCCUUAUCGAAAACGACAAUGAAUCUAUGUCGGACAAAAUAUCACAAGCGCCUUUGCAGGUUCGAGAUUUUUUUGAGGACGGCAAAUUCAUGACCAAUCUUCAAGAAUUCUUUCAACAUAUCAUCGUGCAGCAUUGGAAAGAACUGUUAAACGACAACAAGUGGUUCAACAUAAGCGUAAAAUUCAUUAUGCUGCUAUGUGCCAGUACGCAUGACGAAUAUUCCAUAGUUGGCUCAUUAAUUGGCACUAUAUUGGUGCAGAAUCUGUGCGCAGCUAGAGCUAAUUUACUGAACGAUAUAGAACGGGCUUACUAUAUGCGUGAUGCUCAGCGGAAAAAUAUGUUGGGCAAGAAGCAACAUUACAUUGAUCAAAUUUGUCUAACACUAUUUCCCAGUGUUGAAAAAGGUUUCAAAUAUUCGAAACUAUCGCCAUUUCUGAUGGAACGCGUUUGCGAUAUGCUGACAUCCUAUCCAAACAUAAUGGUCAUUUCGUACAACAAGCUUGAACUUUUAACAGCCGGGCUGCAAUGGAAGAACAGAAAAAAUAUUCAGAUGGCUUUGACAUGCCUUCAACACUUAGCUGAUGAAUCGUUUAGCAGUGAAACAGUCCGAGAAGUAGGGUUAUACAUCCUAAAAUCCGAUGUAUUGCUAAUGCAAAUCGUCAACACUUUCAAACAGUUUGAAUUGUGUGUUUUGCAACUUUUUCUUCAAGCACAUGGCCUUAUCGGAAGCAUGCCGUUUUGCGCAGAAACUGCGGAUUUGAUUGUUCGGUUAAUGUUCAGUAGCAAUGAAAAUGUGCUAAACGCCGCAAUUGAUCUGCAUGUGCUCUAUUACACCGCAAUUUGCCCUCCAGCCGAUGUAGAACAACAAGCUCUGUUAGCCUUGCUGGAUACAUUUUCUCGUUAUGCUUAUACUCUCUCGUCAUUUGAAACGGUAGUCAACAAACUUUGGCUAAAGGGAUUCUUCCGUAGGUUCGAUCGAUUGUUUGACUUGUUGUUGAAUACGAUAAACAGUGACGAAAAUGGAUUUAUCCUUAGCUCCAUCGUACAAACGAUAAAUUUUUGCCAUCAAAUACUGAUGGAGGACAUAAAAACAAAGAUUUUGCCUUCAUCACGGCCAUCGAAAUCCGUAAGCUGGGGUUGUAUUAAAAAAAGAAUUCAAAGUUUUGUGAAAGGGUACCCAAAGUGUCUUGCAAAAGUUUCCCGACAUCCGGAUCUCUAUAACUUGAUGCUAAACUGUUUGAAUCCAUUGUAUAAUGAACUAUACAGCGUAGCUGGUGUUAAUUGCGAAGCGUACUAUGUCGAUGUUUUGUACAAUACCCUUUCAAAAGUGGCUUUACAUGGAAAGACCUACUCCAUACUCUUCCAUACCUUAACGGCUAUCUAUAGUUUCGACUCAAUCGUACACGUUUCUGAAGAUAUUUGGAAUGAGCUAACGGAAACGUAUUAUACGUUCUUUUUCCACACACGUAGUCGUUUGAGGCGUUACAAUCUCGGUAUUGACAAGAAAUUGAAGGAAUCUUACACCACCGCGAUCACGCGGUUGUGCGUCCUUAUCGAAAUUAACAACACCUCAGAGAAUGUCUGCAUACUCGUCGAAUAUCUGGCAAAUGAUUUGAUGCUGUUGGAAAAAAUGAAAUUACUUGAUGAAUCCAUUGCAAUAUUUUAUCGUCUUUACAAAAAUACACUGUAUGGUGUUGUAAAGUAUUGCUUGCAGGAUCCGUCAAAGGAUUGCCCGGUAGUAAAAAGUCAAUUGUUUGCUAAACGAUUCCAGACCUUAAUGUGCAAAUUGAUUGAAAGGCUGGAUUGCGAUGAAGAUGAGUUUGAUGUCGCUAUGCACAUUGCAAAUACUGUUUGUAAUAUGCUUGUGUUAACACAGCAACAUGAUGGGACUUUGCUUAUAGAGACUAUUCCACACAUGGAAACCACAUCAUUACAUGAUGUGCUACAAAAAUUGACUAAAUAUGUAGAGCGACAUGUAUUUUCCAAAAGCAUUGACGCAGAUGAUAACAACUAUUUACUGUCAAGAAGACUGACUCUCGCAACUUACAACGAACUAUAUCGCUUACAUGCUUCAUUACCUAAAAGGACAGAUACUUGGAUGAUUUUGAAGCAUUAUGUAGAAAACACACUAUUUGCAAAAGAGUUGGAACAAUUAUUAGAUAUUGUAUUUACAAAAGAUCGAUGUGAGUUUUACAACAUCACAGCAACUAUAAUUAUGGAGUAUUGUAAAAACAAAAUAUAUUCCAAUAAUGUAAAGAAUUUUUUUACCAAGAUACACAGUUUCAAAUCUAAACAAUUACCAGAAGUUGAUGAAGAGGAUUACCUGUUCAACAUUAUUCAAUGUAUCGUAGACAGGAUACUCGAACAAAUUGAUGAAUCAAAUGUUGUUUUGGCAAAUAAAUUUGGAAAAAUUUUCACUAUCAUGAAACCUUGGGUUAUCCGACUGUCCAGGGAAAACCUUAAAGCGCUAAAUCGAUUUAUACGUCUCCACCCAAAUAUAUCCUCAUCUAUGGAGGAUGAUCAGCCAACCUUUGUAACACAAUUGAAAGGAUUUCAAAAAUUUCUUAAAAACUCUUAA